UGGUUUAUAAAGCGAAGGCUUAUCACUUUCAAAUUUUAAAUUACUAACAUCAAUAUUAUACAAUAAUAGGUAGUAUUAUACAUUAAUACACAUUUAGUAUUACAUUGUCUAUGAUACAUUGGUACACCGUACUAUAUCGUCUACAUCACACGUGUUAUUCCAAUAAUCUAUGAUAAUACAUUAUAUUUUAUAUUUUUGCGAAUUAAUCAGCUUAUUACUUUUUAAUUAUACCUAGACACCUGGUACAUACAGUUUUUAUUGUUACAAUGACUUUAAAUUUUAUAACAGAAACCGAUUCGUCGGACUCGAGUUCGGAAAACGGAGAAACUUCAGGUAAUUCAAGUUUUAAUGAAGAAGACAGUUUGGAUGAAGAUGAAGUUAUUGACAUCAAUGAACAACCAGUGUUUGAUAGCUCUAAAGAAAUAAAUUAUAAAACUAAAUACAAACAAACUUUUGAAGAAGUCAUCAGUUCAGAUGAUGUUUAUAUUUUGAAUUUGGAUGUACACAAAAUCGGACAAUCACUAAGAGUAGCAACAGCGCUCUCCAAUUUUACUUGUAAUAUCUUUGAUAUUGAUGCUGAAUCAAAGUCUACUAGAGCAUGCUUGGAGCAUGAUAAAAAAAUUGUUGAUGUCAAAUUUGGUUCAAGUAGUACUCAAUUAUCUUCCAUUGUUUACACAGGCUCUGAAGAUGGAACUAUUAAACUUUGGGAUUUACGUUUAAAAGAAAAAUGUGUUUCAGUUUUCAAAGAUGAUACUGAUGCUGAACUGAAACCAUUGUCUUGUUUUGAUGUAUCUUGUGAUGGAAGAUUCUUAGUUGCUGGAACAGAAGUGUUUAAAGACGAUGCUUUCUUAUUAUUUUGGGAUAUUCGGACUACUAACCUACUUGGUGGUUAUUGGGAUACUCAUCAAGAAGAUAUUACACAGGUGAAAUUUCAUCCUACUGAAGACAAAACUGUAAUUAGUGGAUCUACUGAUGGUAUUAUAAACUUAUUUGAUGUUACUCAAACCACUGAGCAAGAUGCUCUUCAAUUAAGUUUUAAUACAAACUCAUCUAUUGCAAAUUUAAGAUGGUUUAAAAAUAAAAAUGAUGAUUCAAUCAUAUCUUGUAUUACACAUACAGAAGAUGUACAAUUAUGGCACACUACUGAUUCUUCUCCGUAUAGUAUUAUUCCCAGAGAUACAAUUAGUAGUUCAAUGAAUGUAAAACCUGAUUUAUUUAGUCAAAUAAUCAAUUGUCACCAAACAAAUGAAAAUGGAAAUAUUAUGUUGCUAGUUGGAAAUGAUAAUAGCAGAGGAGAACACUUGCAAUCACUUGAUAUAAUAAAUGAUGGUCCUGAAUUGUCACCUAGAAGUUUAUUUAAAAAUAAUAAACAAAUUGUUAGAUGCAGUUGGUAUGAUUAUAAUUAUGGUAUAUUGCUUACUGGUGGUGAAGCUGGUAUACUAAAUGUAUGGGUUCCAAGUGAUGAUGAAAAUAAUUCAAUUGAUAAUACUGGUAAAUGUACAUUAAAAGAGUUGCCAAAAGUAAGCCUGAAAAAUCAUUCUUCUAAACCAUAUUAGUUUGAUUUAAGGCAUUUUUAAUUUUAGAUUAUCAAAAAGUAUGUCUUCUGUGUUAAAAUAAACAGUAUGAACUAUAAAA
Messenger RNA from Rhopalosiphum maidis (corn leaf aphid), 1635 nucleotides. RefSeq names its product WD repeat-containing protein 89. The transcript is spliced from 10 exons. Lineage: Eukaryota; Metazoa; Arthropoda; Insecta; Hemiptera; Aphididae. Gene Ontology annotation, molecular function: protein binding. The record is from RefSeq and is a predicted model, not a curated record. The coding region runs from base 267 to 1556 and encodes 429 amino acids.